AUGGUGGUUGGCAGACGGAAGGCUGCUGUCUUUGGCACAGCUUUUGCGCUGCGACUGAUUCUUGUCUAUUUCUUUCCUUCGCUGCCAGACUUACUCACUGGCCGUGUCGAAGUGUCCACUCCGGUCAACAGUUUCAAGCGACUUCAAGAGGGUCUUCAUCUCUAUAUGCGCAAUGUGUCCCCCUACGACGGGGGCGUCUUCCACCAAGCGCCGCUUCUUCUCCCUCUCUUCUCUCUCUUGCCUAAUGUUCGAUACCAUCCAAUCUCAACCGCAAUCUUUUUUGCCAUUGUCGACUUGGUGAAUGCGCAUGCGUUGGCGAAAAUCUCCGAGUCGGGCCAGUCGGUCCAGAGUCGGUUGCACUCCGCAAUGCGAAAGAAUAUUCGCUGGGACGGGACUACAGUUGCAGCAUGGUUCUUGUUUAAUCCGUUUACAAUCGCCACGUGUUUGGCGCGGUCGACGAGUGUCUUCACGACUUCUGGGAUUCUCUUUGCGGUCUCCAAUGCUGUAGGCGGGAACAGCUUGAAUGCUAUGCUUGCACUCGGACUCGCUUCCUAUCUUGCGUUAUACCCAGCUUUGCUGUUUGUUCCGCUAGUGCUGCUUUCCUAUGAUCAGCGAGCCGAAAAGACUCCUCAACCGCCCAGCAUCUCUCACUUCGUGGCUCAGCAUGUUGGGAUCUUCGUUGGCAGUAUCGCUGGGCUCCUAGGGUUGUCUGUACUUGUCACGGGCAACUUCUGGGAGUUUAUAUCCGCCACUUACGGCUUUCACCUCCUGGUGCCUGAUCUCACCCCGAAUGUGGGCUUGUGGUGGUACUUCUUCAUCGAGAUGUUCGACUCGUUCCGUGAAUUCUUCCUUGGCGUUUUUUGGCUUCACUUAGCCAGCUAUGUCGGAGGACUGACUACCAGACUUCGGCGACAGCCUCUCUUCGUCAUCACGUCCCUCCUCGGCGUGUUUGCAAUCUUCAAACCUUAUCCCAGUAUCUCCGACGCCUCGCUAUUCUUUGCAACGCUGCCAUUAUACCGACAUCUUUUCCCCUUCAUGCGAUACACAUUUUUCGCUGUCUCGGCGCUUCUGUACUCCAGUUUACUUGGUCCUGCGUUUUACCACCUCUGGAUCUAUGCCGGAUCUGGUAACGCCAACUUCUUCUAUGCCAUCACUCUUGUGUGGAGUCUUGGACUCUCCGUCCUGCUUGCGGACAGCAUCUUCGCAGCAAUCCGAGAUGAGUGGGAGCAAGAUCACCCCGAACGCAGGGGCGAAGAAGUCAAACAAGUUUAG
This is a messenger RNA of Penicillium diatomitis, 1272 nucleotides long. RefSeq names its product GPI-anchored transamidase subunit GAB1. The coding region runs from base 1 to 1272 and encodes 423 amino acids. The record is from RefSeq and is a predicted model, not a curated record. Gene Ontology annotation, cellular component: GPI-anchor transamidase complex; membrane. The transcript is spliced from 5 exons. Gene Ontology annotation, biological process: protein localization to cell surface; attachment of GPI anchor to protein. NCBI's taxonomy places the organism in Eukaryota, Fungi, Ascomycota, Eurotiomycetes, Eurotiales, Aspergillaceae.